AUGGGAACUAGAGGCCUUGUAUUAUCCGUUGCCACGGUAGAUACUUCGUCUACUGGAACCAGUUUGAUAGCUAUCCUGAAGGCCUUGGGGAAGCCAUCGUACACCAGAUUCCUGAAAAUGAUGAAAAAUAUCAUGUUUUCUCUAGAAUGGCUCGAAGCCAUGCGAAAGGUAUUCACCGGAUUUGUCCAAAAGCUCGAAGAACAGUAUAUUCCACUUGUCAUCCCUGAUUCUCUCAAGCAAGACGGCCCUACAUCCUCUCUUGCCGAGAGGUACAUGAAGAGCUUCCUUGCCCUUGAUGACAGGCUUGAGAUGCCACCAAUGCAAACUCUAUUACCUCAUCUGUGGGGAAGCGACAUCGAGUGGAUGUACACAAUCGAUCUUGACCGUGAGCUUCUGGGCGUCGACCACUCAGUGUAUCUCAAACUAUCUAAGAUCCCACGUGAGGGACGGUGGCAUCAGUACCUUGAUGUAGACGAGAAUCGCCGCCGUAGGGUAUUCCAGAAGGAGACCCCAGAAAGUAUUGUUGGCGAUAUUGCCUUGAAACCGAGCGUAAACAGCGAUUUAACGGCCAAAUAUACAUCCAUAGGCAUUGAACCAAUGUCAUUAAAGGGUUUCCAUGGUUCAAUCGACAUGCUGCUUCCCCGCGAGGCUCUGCUGCUGAAUACUUUCUCAUGUAUUUAUAAAUCGUUUAAGAAACUCCUGGAUCCGUUCAUCUUGGAGUGGACACCUGAGAGCUUUUCGUUCCAGGAAAUGGCAUUUGCGCUUCUGUCAAUUGCUGCUGGUGAAGUGACCUUCGAGUCCAUCCGCGCUCUCGAUAAAAGCUACGAAAGGGAGGGCUACUACAUACUUCCAGAUGGUCACUUGCUUCCAUGUUUCCUAUAUGAGCGCCAUUUUCCCGGUGUUGAGCCUGGAUCAGCACCUCGAAACCGUACCUAUUGGUUCAGCAAUGUCCUCGUACACCUAGCUUCUAGACUGGACGUAGUCGAUGUUGAAAAGGCAGCGGUUAUCGAGGUGGUAGACGCCGGACUUGACCAAGGUUUGGAUGAAUUCUAUGCCAUGGUCUUCUCAAUUUCGGACGUUAUCCUUGUUCAUGUUCAGAAGGGGGGUGGUAGGGUGCGUGUUCAGAGGUCAGACUUGAUGCCUUUGUUCUACUUCGAUGAAGAGCUCUCCAAUUAUCUAAAUGGACCUCGCACAAGGCCAGCGCAAGAUACCCAGCCGCCUACGCCAGGAACAAAUGCCAAUCAUGCAUUGCAAUGUAAGAUACAGAAGGGGGGUGAUGCUUCUCGUUUCAGCGAGGCGAGCGACGGCAGUGAUGACAUGAAGACUGUGAUUGAGGAUGAACAUAAAAAUGUCGAUAUUACCUUCAAAUCGAUGAUACGUUUCCUGGAUAUAGCCGCCCGACUGCAUUUGGCGGAUGCGAAGUCACGCAGAGUCCCCAAUGAAAUUCUAACUUCCGUCAUGCAUUUUACAGACACUCGAACAUACAAAAACCUGGCCAAUGUGUCUGCCAGCUGUCGGCAAUUGAGUGAUCGCAAGUUUCGUCUAAAUGAUGGCUACGAUGUGGUCGGUAUUGACGUCCAAAACAUGGGAUCCCCCCGUCGGCUCAUUAUUGAAGAUAUACAAACGGGGAAGAGGUUCUACUCCGAAGUACAGCACUUGGAUUUAUUUUUCUGUCGCAAUACCGACAAGGGCAUGCUAGAUUUGUAUAUUGUGAUUGGAGAAGAAACUACCAGGAGGAGUGUCAUAAGCUUGGCAGCCUUGCAGUUCCCAAAGUUGCCUCCGAAAGACACGCCCUGUACCAACGAAGUCCAGCAGCCCAUCUCAUACAUUCAGAGUAUGAUCCAACGUGAGACUAGACACCCUGAGGUGGCACAAUUUGUGCAGAUAAGUGGCGCCCAGUACCGAUGCCUCCUCCCGCCAGGGUACCGUAAGCUGGGCAUGUACCACUGUUUCUGCAAUGGCCUCCAAGCCUUUCUGCGCCACCCACAAGACGAAAGUCAUGAGGAAUGGAUGAAGACAAUCGAAUAUGCGGUGCACCAGCUUAGUCACUUAGAACAGUGGCCCGACUCUGUGUUUAUUGUACGAGGGCGCCCUGCGAUUAUAGCGUUCGGUACGAGGGUGAAACUAUUUUACUACAUCUAUCACCGUGAAGAGGCACCUGUUGUCCCACAGAAUGCAAGUCCCACCAGUAUUCAGUUUGCGGCAUCUUGUACCGACCUGGAGCCGAAGCAUCGCCUAGUGCAGCUUAUUCCUGGGAGCGAGCCGAUCGACUUGCAUCACAAAGAUGACCGCGCAAAGCUUGAACAUUGGUUCAAAGUCUUCUGCGACAAAGAGGAUUUAGAAACAGAAUGGGAUCCGAUCACUGUAGAAUACAUCACCAUGGCUCGGGAAGUCGGGAAUACUGAGUAA
This is a messenger RNA of Aspergillus fumigatus Af293, 2409 nucleotides long. Its product is annotated as F-box domain protein. Lineage: Eukaryota; Fungi; Ascomycota; Eurotiomycetes; Eurotiales; Aspergillaceae. The transcript is spliced from 3 exons. Bases 1 to 2409 code for a protein of 802 amino acids. The record is from RefSeq and is a predicted model, not a curated record.